AUGACUACAACAAUGAAGAAUCCCAAUUCGUCAUCUUCUAAACUCCCCCUCUUUAGCCAUAUUAAGUAUGAGCACCUGGUAGCUGGUAUAUCGGGUGGCGUCACUUCUACUCUUAUUCUUCACCCUUUGGACCUUAUCAAAAUCAGAUUUGCAGUAAAUGAUGGCAGGACUGCAACAGUACCAAGAUAUGAUGGACUUGGCAGUGCAUUUGUUACAAUAGUUAAGAAUGAAGGUGUACGGGGAUUAUAUAGGGGUGUUACUCCUAAUGUUUGGGGUUCGGGUUCAGCUUGGGGUUUCUACUUCUUAUUUUACAAUGCAAUAAAAACAUGGAUACAAGGUGGGAAUGCAAGGACACCACUUGGGCCAGGAUUACAUAUGCUUGCUGCUGCUGAAGCUGGUAUACUCUCUCUUAUCAUGACAAAUCCCAUCUGGGUGGUGAAGACGAGACUUUGCCUGCAAUAUAGUGAUGAACAUGUAACAGAAAACAAGCGAUACAAGGGCAUGGUUGAUGGCCUUACUAAAAUAUAUAGAACUGAGGGUAUCAGAGGCCUUUACAGGGGUUUUGUUCCGGGCAUGUUUGGUGUGUCUCACGGCGCCUUGCAAUUCAUGACCUACGAAGAAAUGAAAAAUAGAUACAACCAGUACAGGAAUCUGCCUAUUGAUAUAAAAUUGACAUCUAUCGAGUACCUAACGUUCGCUGCUAUCUCGAAGCUGAUCGCGGCGGGCGCCACGUACCCGUACCAGGUGGUGCGCGCGCGCCUGCAGGACCAACACCGCAACUACACCGGCGCCUGGCACUGCGUCACCGAGACCUGGAGGCACGAGGGCUGGCGAGGUUUCUACAAGGGUCUGAAACCAAACUUGGUGCGAGUUGUUCCCGCUACCAUGAUCACAUUCCUGACUUAUGAGAAUGUUUCUCACUACAUGUUGCGAAGGGGACAGCAGUAUAAAUUGUCAACUUGA
This is a messenger RNA of Parnassius mnemosyne (clouded apollo), 963 nucleotides long. NCBI's taxonomy places the organism in Eukaryota, Metazoa, Arthropoda, Insecta, Lepidoptera, Papilionidae. The record is from the annotation of a GenBank genome assembly.